AUGGCGGGUCUUCAUGCAACGCUAAGACCCGCUUCUUCUUCGUCGUCUGUAUCCUCAACAUCGACACAUUCCCGCCUUUUACUAUUUCUUUCAGUCCUCUUAAUCUCUCUCGCCACCUUUGCUUUUAUUAUUCAAUGGCGUGGCGGGUUACCCGACCUGAUUACCCGAUGGCCUAACGAAAAUGACCCUCUUGGGUUCCUGGCCAUGGACCUUGCCGGACCCGGUCGAUCCUCGUCCUCCUCUGAUGCAUGUGCUGAUGUUCUUGGCCAAAGCCGCGUGGCAUCGUUCACAUAUUAUAGGAACUGGAAUUUCAGUUUUGGACCCGGAUCCGGAUCCGAAAAGGGGCCUGAGAUAUGUAUCACAACAAGCACUUCUGCUGGCUUAGAGCAGACACUGCCAUGGAUAUAUUAUCAUAAGGUUUUAGGGAUAACAAACUUUUUCAUGUUUGUGGAGAGGAAAGCUGCAUCCAAAAAUGUAUCAAAAGUUUUAGAGUCCAUUCCAGGAGUAAAAGUUAUAUAUAGGACAAGAGAACUAGAAGAAGAACAAGCUAAAAGCCGUAUAUGGAAUGAAUCUUGGCUGGCAAACUUCUUCUAUAAGCCAUGCAAUUAUGAGUUAUUUGUAAAGCAAACGCUUAACAUGGAAAUGGCUAUCGUCAUGGCAAGAGAAGCUGGUAUGGAUUGGAUUAUACAUCUUGAUACUGAUGAGUUGAUAUAUCCUGCUGGCACCAGCCAUUACUCUGUUCAACAGCUGCUGUCAGAAGUACCUGAAGAUGUAGAUAUGGUAGUUUUUCCUAAUUAUGAGAGUAGCAUUGAACGGGACGAUAUAAAGGAGCCCUUCAGUGAAGUCUCAAUGUUCAAGAAGAAUUUUGAUCAUCUCAACAAAGAAACUUACUUUGGGAGUUACAAGGCAGCAACUCGUGGUAACCCAAAUUACUUUAUGACUUAUGGAAAUGGGAAAUCAGCUGCUCGUAUUGAGGAGAAUCUUCGCCCCAAUGGAGCUCACAGAUGGCAUAACUACAUGAAGGAACCCAAAGAAAUAAAAUUUGAGGAGGCUGCUGUUCUACACUAUACAUACUCCAAGUUUUCAGAUUUGACUUCAAGACGUGAUCGUUGUGGUUGUAAGCCUACACAGGAAGAUGUCAAGCGAUGCUUCAUGCUGGAUUUUGACAGAAAUGCCUUCAUAAUUGCCUCAACUGCAUCAGAAGCAGAAAUGCAUCAGUGGUACCAUGAACGCGUCAUAUGGACUGAUACAGCACUAAAACAAAAACUUCUGAAAUUGGGCAUCUUGACUCGCAUUUAUGCUCCUAUGGUGAUCAUACAAGGCUUGCGGGAAUCUGGCAUUUUUACAAAUGUUAUCGUGUCAGCUUGGUCAGAAGAUACAAAAGAAAAGAGUUUGUCCUCUACUAAGAGUAAUAACUCUUCUGGAAACAUUGGGACAAAAGGAAUCUCUUCCAGGAAGUUUGGCUACAAAGAGUCUCAAGCUACAAUACGAAAGGUCUUGAACUUUGCAGGAAAUGGAUCAUAUGCUAUUCCCCCACAAUCACCCCCUAGUAUGGAUGAUAUGCACCUUCAUACGCUCAGAAAGGGGGGAGAGGGGAGUGAGCUUCUUAUUGACCUGUUCCACGGGAACCCUUUAGCAUCCUGUUCAAGAGGAUUCUCCCAGUGA
This is a messenger RNA of Coffea eugenioides, 1665 nucleotides long. Its product is annotated as glycosyltransferase-like At2g41451. The transcript has 12 exons. The coding region runs from base 1 to 1665 and encodes 554 amino acids. Lineage: Eukaryota; Viridiplantae; Streptophyta; Magnoliopsida; Gentianales; Rubiaceae. Gene Ontology annotation, biological process: cellulose biosynthetic process; response to abscisic acid. The record is from RefSeq and is a predicted model, not a curated record.